CAGCACCAGCGGCAUGCGCGUUGUUGUUGUGACAGGAGUCAUGUUGAACUUUCGUUUUGCUUCCUGCUGUCACAAAUAUGUGUUAAAGCUCAAGGCACGAUGUCAGAAAUCCUGAUGAUGGAGAUGGAGAGUAUGACCGUCAGCCCCGUGAAGCCGGAGGAGCGCGUGGAGAACACCCGGAGCUUCCUGCUGGUGGACGAACAGGAGAACCUGCAGGUCCACGAUGAGGAAGAGUUUUUGAACAAACUUGGCUGUGCCGAUGUUGCAGGGGUCAAGGUCCUCUCCAUCUUUGGCAACACCGGAGAUGGCAAGUCCCACACGCUGAACCACAUCCUGUUUGAUGGCCAGAGUGUGUUCUAUACCUCCAAGUCUCCCAGCUCCUGCACGGUGGGAGUGUGGGCCGCCUAUAAUCCCUCUCUCAGCCUGCUCGCCCUGGAUACAGAAGGUCUGCUGGGAGCAGCGGCCAAUCAGAACCAGAGAAUGCGUCUGCUGUUGAAGACUCAAAGGGCCACGCUGACACGCUGCUCCAGAAGCGUUUCCAUGACCUGGGUUUAGGCACAGAGGCCUUCAGCUCAGUGGAGUAUGUCGGCACUCAGACCGUCGUCCCCCCCACAGACUACAGCCGCCUGCUGGUGGCCGUCAGGCUGCAAGUGAAGAACACUCACACACGCUCCCCCCGCCAGCCGGGGAUCGUGUUCCGCGCUCUGGAGGCUCUGAGCAAGCGCUUCUGUGGAGAGCUAUCAGACGACAAGAUGACGCUGUUCUCCUUCUUCCCGGACGAGUACUUCACUUGUUCCUCCGUCUGCCUCAGCUGCAACAUCCGCUGUAAAAAUGGGAUGAACCAUGUCAGAGACAGAAUCCCCCACAUGGCCGAUGGACUGUGUCAGUUUGCACAUCAGUACAACAACAAGGUCCUCAUCUGUAAGCGGUGCUAUGAAGGAGGCAGAGAGGUGAUUGUUGUGCCAAAAACAUCAGCUUCCUCUGACAAUCCGUGGUUUGGAUUGGCUAAAUACGCCUGGUCGGGGUAUGUGUUGGAGUGUGCCAGCUGUGGGGUGAUCUACCGCAGUCGGCAGUACUGGUUGGGCAACCAGGACCCUGAAAGCAGCGUGGUGCGAUCUGAGAUCAAACAUGUCUGGCAGGAUUCGGACACGUUCCUGACCAGCCAUCAGAACGCUGCUCAGAGGGUCCUGGAUGGGAUGAGCUUUGUGAUCCAGUCUGUGUCUGAGUACAGCACCGGUCCCACUAAAGCUGUCACAGCCUGGCUCACUGACCAGGUGGCCCCUCCGUACUGGAGACCCAACGCAGAGAUCACUGCCUGUCAUGAAUGUAAGAAGGUGUUUGAGGAGGCAGAGAGGAAACAUCACUGCCGCUCAUGUGGCGAAGGUUUCUGCCAUCCCUGCUCCAACAACAGGAUGCCCGUCCCAGAGCGGGGCUGGGGCAGCAGUCCUGUCAGGGUGUGUCAGGCCUGCUACCGGCAGGGGGGUCCAACUGACACCAACGACAAGGCAGCGUGUAAGGUGGAGCCAAGUGGUCUGAUAGCUCGCAGGGUGACGGAGGUGGCCCAGUCUACACUCGACAUGGUGACUACAGCUGUGGACUACCCUCUCUGUUUUGUAAAAGACGUGGCUCGGCCGGAUUACUGGGUUCCGGAUCAGAACAUCACCCAGUGCCAUCAGUGCUCCAAAACCUUCACGGCAGCCAUGUCCAAGCACCACUGCAGGGCCUGCGGGCAGGGAGUGUGUGGCCGCUGUUCCACUCACAUCAAGGCCGUUCCCUCCAGAGGCUGGGACCACCCCGUCAGAGUGUGUGAUGGCUGCUUCGCCCGCACGGACCCCCUGUGACCCCACCCCCAACACCACCUGAAAUGUAUCACUGCGUCCUCCCAGUCUUCCUCAGAUGGUCCACUGAGUCCCAGCACUGCAGCUCCAUGAAACCCUGCGUGACUCAUCAGGAGGGUUCACAUCAUCAUCGUUCUGGUUUCAGACUCUCAGCAGGGAUCGUUUACCUACCUUUAACUAAAACAACUGGAUUCCGGGGCGGUUUUGGGGACACGAAACCUGUUGUAGCUCCCCUUUCGCUGCAGCCGGAUUAGGAGCAGUGGAGCAGCUUCAGGGCUAACUGGAUGAAUCACAAACUGGAUGUAACCGUUUUAACAAGCUGCGUUUAAGAUGAAAGACUUUUAACCCUAAAGUUUCAGGCUAGCGCUGCAGAGCUGCAACAUGUCAGCGCAGCAGGCCGCUCAGUCUCAGACUGACGAGUUCACUAAACGAGACAAAUCGAGGAGAUUUACUGGGAAAAGCUGAAGAUUUAGACGUUUAAUUGAACGCUUCUGCCUUGACUCGUUUGAAGAGGUUAGAAGAGCCGAGGCAGGUUUCUUCUGAACUGUGAAGUAGGAAAAUGUAGCUCAGAGUGAUCCUGCAGUUCUUGGAGCAAAGAGGUCAGAACGUUAGGAAAAACAAGUGGAUCUGCAGCAGCGUGUGCCUUCACGGGUUUCUUUUUACCCGAUUCUUUUAGCCACUAAGGUUUGUUUUUGGAGGUUUUUUUUUUUUCAUAUAACUUACAGCGAAAUAGAUUAUUUGUGCCUAAUUUUGAAGAAAUAUCAUUUACAGCGUGAAUGGUGAGGAACAUUCCAGUUUAAAACAUAAAUGUGUCGAUUUGACCUCUCAUGAACUAAUGAUGCUUUCUUCAAAUAAACACAACUGCACUAUAGGCUUCACAAGCAGUCUCCUUAAAACCACGUCUAUGUAAAGUUUAAUUUAUAUAAAAAUGACAGCUUUUCUAUGCCUUAAAUAGGAUGUUUUAGUUCUUUUUUUUUGUGUACGAAUAAUUGUGGGUUUUAAGAGGUAUUUUCAGUCAAAUCUAGCAAUUGACAAUCUUGACUCCAAUUCUGAAUCUUGUUCAAAUAAAGAAAUCAAAGGAAGAAUGUG
Messenger RNA from Austrofundulus limnaeus, 2927 nucleotides. Its product is annotated as zinc finger FYVE domain-containing protein 1. The record is from RefSeq and is a predicted model, not a curated record. Gene Ontology annotation, molecular function: 1-phosphatidylinositol binding; phosphatidylinositol-3,4-bisphosphate binding; metal ion binding. NCBI's taxonomy places the organism in Eukaryota, Metazoa, Chordata, Actinopteri, Cyprinodontiformes, Rivulidae. Gene Ontology annotation, cellular component: lipid droplet. Gene Ontology annotation, biological process: lipid droplet formation.